Emericellopsis atlantica is the source of this 1306-nucleotide messenger RNA. RefSeq names its product yeats family-domain-containing protein. Gene Ontology annotation, biological process: regulation of DNA-templated transcription. The record is from RefSeq and is a predicted model, not a curated record. The transcript has a single exon. Bases 165 to 992 code for a protein of 275 amino acids. Lineage: Eukaryota; Fungi; Ascomycota; Sordariomycetes; Hypocreales; Bionectriaceae.
UCGCAACUGUCGCAUCCCACCUUCAGUUUUCCUACCCUUCCAUCAACACAUUGACAUUUCCAUUCAACUGUCCACUCGCAGCGACCAUACCCGCGACAUAUUUACGAAUCAUCGCGCAUUGCAGAAACCAUCCACUGACUGCGCCACACCAUUGAAGCGCCGCCAUGGCGCCACCCAACCAACUGGGCAAACGCGUCAAGCUCACACAGGUCCGCCGCCCCUUCAUCAUCGGCAGCACGGCCGUCCCCUUCUCCGACGCGAACCCCAAGCCCCCGGGCGUCGCCGAAAACCACACGCACUCCUGGAAGGUCUUUGUCAAGGGUGUCGAGGACACAGACAUCACCUACUGGCUGCGCCGGGUGCAGUUCAAACUCCACGAGUCCGUGCCAAACCACGUCCGCAUGGUCGACGGGGAGCCGGGAAAACCAUUCCUCGUGACGGACACGGGAUGGGGUGAAUUCGACGUCAACGUCAAACUAUACUAUGUCAACGAGAGCGGCGAGAAACCACAGACGACGUACCACUACCUGCGCCUCCAUCCGUACGGUAGGACCGAGGAGGAGAAGCAGGCCAUGAUCACAGAGCACGGCGAGGUGCGCUCGUGGGCCUACGAGGAGCAGCUGUUCAAUGAGCCCUUUGACGCCUUCUAUCGCAUCCUCACGGCCGGCGCUGUUCCCAAAGGCUGGAAACCGGCGGGCGGCAAGGGCAAGGGCAAAGGACGGGCAGCCGCGCAACCGCCGCCGCUGCCCGACCCUGAGAGCGGCGAGGUCUGGGAUCGGACAGCCAUGAUCCCCGCCAGCAACAGGCCCGGGCAGCCGUUCAGCCGCGAGACAGAGGCCGCCGAGAUCAAAAAGCUGAAGGAGGCUCAGGCGGUGGCGGAGGAGUGGACGCAGAAAACGCUGGCCGAGCUCAAGGCCAAGGAGGAGGAGUUGGCACGUCUCAAGAGCGAGAAUGGCUCGGCGACGACCGCGACGGGGAAAGCUGCCUCUUAGAGAGGGGGGCGAUCCCUAGUCAGAGGGCGAGGCGGGUUCAGGAGGAGAGGCUCUCCAUGGGCAGAUUAGGACAGCCUUGACCACAGUCACUGUAAACCAGACGUACACAAACACACAUAGCACCAAAGUUGCCCGACCUUUUUCCAACGUUAUAGAUUGGAGUGUGUUCCUAGGACUCUCGUCCCCUUCCCUUACCAUGUCGUACACUGAUCUACACAAACGUACUCGCAGUCAAAAUCCCAAACGCCAGUCCCGAUUCCCGACUCCCUCUUCCUUGUGCCUAAAGUAUCCUCCCGGGACUGGCAAUUUCAAAC